AUGGCCGCCGUCGACACGCCCUACGUCCACGAAGGAGGCAUCAAGCCCUAUUUCGAGCAGCAGAUCCAAGACGCAGAAAUCAACAUCCAGACCACCACCCAGAACUUGCGCCGGUUGGAAGCACAAAGAAACAAGCUCAACUCCAAAGUCCGCCAGCUAAAGGACGAGCUCCGCUUGCUCCAGGAACCCGGCUCGUACGUCGGGGAGGUGGUCAAAGUCAUGGGCUUGAAGAAAGUUCUCGUCAAGAUCCACCCAGAGGGCAAAUACAUCGUCAACGUGACCAAGGACAUCGACAUCAAGAAGUUGACGCCUUCGUUGCGGGUGUGUCUCAAGUCCGACUCGUACGAUCUCCAUAAGAUCUUGCCCAACAAGGUCGAUCCGCUUGUGUCGUUGAUGAUGGUGGAGAAGGUGCCCGACUCCACCUACGACAUGGUCGGAGGUUUGGACAAGCAAAUCAAGGAAAUCAAGGAGGUGAUCGAGUUGCCCGUCAAGCACCCGGAGCUUUUCGAGAGUUUGGGUAUUGCACAGCCAAAAGGUGUGAUUCUCUAUGGCCCUCCCGGCACGGGCAAGACGCUUUUGGCAAGAUCGGUGGCCCACCACACCGACUGUAAAUUCAUCCGUGUGUCUGGAUCGGAGUUGGUCCAGAAAUACAUCGGUGAGGGUUCGAGAAUGGUGCGUGAGCUUUUCGUCAUGGCAAGAGAGCAUGCACCAUCCAUCAUUUUCAUGGACGAGAUCGAUUCGAUCGGUUCGUCCAGAGUCGAGGGCUCCUCUGGAGGAGACUCGGAGGUUCAAAGAACCAUGUUGGAGUUGCUCAAUCAGUUGGAUGGUUUCGAGAGCUCCAAGGACAUCAAGAUCAUCAUGGCUACCAACAGAUUGGACAUUUUGGACCCGGCCUUGUUGAGACCCGGCCGUAUUGACAGAAAAAUCGAGUUCCCUGCUCCUACAGUCGCUGCGCGCACAGACAUCUUGAAGAUCCACUCGCGGUCCAUGAACUUGACCAGAGGCAUCAACUUGCGCAAGAUUGCCGAGAAAAUGAACGGAUGCUCUGGUGCCGACGUCAAGGGUGUCUGUACUGAAGCUGGUAUGUAUGCAUUGAGAGAGAGACGUAUCCAUGUGACACAGGAGGACUUCGAACUAGCUGUGGCUAAGGUUAUGUCCAAGAACGACGAUGGUGGUGUAUCCUUGGCUAAGCUCAUUAAGUAG
Molecule: messenger RNA, 1203 nt
Organism: Australozyma saopauloensis
Lineage: Eukaryota; Fungi; Ascomycota; Pichiomycetes; Serinales; Metschnikowiaceae
Gene: RPT6
Product: proteasome regulatory particle base subunit
Exons: 1
Coding region: 1-1203 (400 amino acids)
Biological process (GO): proteasome-mediated ubiquitin-dependent protein catabolic process
Cellular component (GO): proteasome regulatory particle, base subcomplex
Molecular function (GO): ATP hydrolysis activity; proteasome-activating activity; ATP binding
Source: RefSeq, a predicted model, not a curated record